Messenger RNA from Culex pipiens pallens (northern house mosquito), 3610 nucleotides. RefSeq names its product zinc finger protein 62 homolog. Gene Ontology annotation, molecular function: DNA-binding transcription factor activity, RNA polymerase II-specific; RNA polymerase II cis-regulatory region sequence-specific DNA binding; zinc ion binding. The transcript is spliced from 7 exons. Gene Ontology annotation, cellular component: nucleus. NCBI's taxonomy places the organism in Eukaryota, Metazoa, Arthropoda, Insecta, Diptera, Culicidae. Gene Ontology annotation, biological process: regulation of DNA-templated transcription. Bases 58 to 3468 code for a protein of 1136 amino acids. The record is from RefSeq and is a predicted model, not a curated record.
UGAAAUCACAAAAUUUUUAUUUAUUUCAAAUAACUUAAAACAGAAUCGACGCUCGCAAUGGCCGGAUGCGGCCAGAAAUGUUGUGUUUCCGGGUGCGAUUCUCGGAAGGACGCCUCCGGCUACUCGUUCCACACCUUUCCGGUGGCCAGUGAGCUGCGGAUCGCAAACUUUCGGCGGAAGCUGUGGCACGAUGCCGUGUUUGGGAAGGACAGCGCCCGAAUCGCCUUGAAAAAUACCAAGAUUUGCGGGAAGCACUUCGUAACGGGUAAACCAGCCAAGCUCACGGAAACCUCUGAGGUCAACUGGAUUCCGACGUUGCACCUGGGCCCGGGCCGGGUGGCACCUCAAGUCAAAACUAGCGGCGGACUGCCGCUGGUCGAGGAUGGCGUUCUACCGCCAGAGCAGGUGAACUUCAAGGAGCAAAAGGUUGUCCGACUGGCAGAAAGCAACGAAGCCGAUCCUUUUCAAGAGGAGUUUGUAGUCAAAGUGGAAGUACUAGACGUGGAAGUGGCCGAUGCUAGUAACGAAGCCGAACCUAUCCCGGAGGAGGUCGAAGUCAAAGAGGAAAUGUUGGACGUGGAAGUGAUCGAAGCAGUGGUUCCAAAGAAACAACGGGUUCUGCGAAUAGAAACGAGCAACGCUGUUGAGCCCGUUGAAAAAGUCGCACAAGAAAUUAAAGAGGAGAUUCUGAAUGACGAGGAGGAAAUUCAAUUCAUUCGAAAAAAACAAACUUGUCAAAUUUCAUUCAACCGUUGCAUGUUUUGUCUAAACGAACUUCCCCCAAAGGAACAGAUCCUACCGGAUUUCAACAAGGAGAGCACGUUCCGAACCCAGGUGGAAUACGUCCUUGCAAAGACGAUCGAAGCCCCAAACUAUCCUUGCUGCAGUAGCUGCAAACAAAUGUUUCAACUGUUUUACAAGUUCAAGAAGUCUUGCCUCGUUGCCCUUGCCAAACCACUGGAUUUGAUCAAAUCUAAAUCGGCAAAGCGUCCAGCAAACCAUCCCAUUAGUCCAGCGCCAAAAAGAAAGUCAGAAGUGGUAACCAUCCACCCCAAGAUCGAUGAACGGGACCCGAACGUACCAAACGACGUAGAAGAUGACCCGGAAGAAUCGCCCUCAUCCGAUGGGUACAAAGAGGAGCGCAUGCGUUGCAAGAAUUGCGGUACAAUGUACGACGACGGGUUCGUACUGGCCAACCACAAGCUCAACUGUCUACCGCCAAAGGAUCCACCCCGGUGUAAUCUAUGUCCGGCGGUGUUCAAAAAUAACUGGGAUCUGCAGGUGCACCUGAACCGGCAUAACGGCCUAACCCCAUUCCAGUGCCGCAAAGAGGGCUGCACGAAGGCUUUCGCCGGCCCAAUUGUACGCAUCAUCCACGAGAAAAACUGUCAAAAGGAGUCCAACCAGGUCGUCUGUCCAAGCUGCGGCAUGGCGUUCAAGUGCGAGCUGUAUCUGCAGCGCCACAUGAUCACGCACGAGGCACCGAAGUACGAAUGCGCCGUUUGCCAUCGCAAGUUCGGCGAUUUGACCACCUUCCGAGCCCACAUGAUGCGACACUUUGAACGGAAUGAAACCCCGGCGGAGGAACAACACCGUGAAGACGUUCCGUCCGACUUCCGGUGCGAUUCCUGCGAGCAAGAAUUCGCCACGCCGGAGCUUCUGAACGGUCACAAGGUGUACUGCGGGAAGAACAAAAAAUUCCGCAAGUUCCAGCUGCUCUGCCCGCUCUGUCCGGAGUCGUUCCACAAGCAGGAAACGCUCGAUCAGCACCUGAGCCGGCACAAGGGCAUCAAGUCGAUUCCGUGCCGGAAGGAGGGCUGCGACAAGAUGUUCUUCGAUACGGCUGGGCGAAACGUGCACGAGCUGUAUCGCUGUGGGAGGGGCGGGACGCACGUCUGUUCGAUUUGCCAGGCGGCCUUCGGAACGCCGGCAUCGCUGCGGGUUCACAUGAAGGGACACAGUCUGCGGCUAGAAACAAGAACCAUGGACCUUCCGCAGGAAUCGAUUUCCUUGCAACCAAUCAUCAUAAAAGAAGAAUGCGACCCCGAGGACUCACUUUCCGAGGAGGAGGAGGAUAAUCCGCAGCACCCUUCCGAAUCUCCCUGCUGUGUCUUCUGCUUCCGCGUCCAAUCCGACGGGCUGCUCUCCGAUGGGCCAGCCUUGCGGGAAAAGAUCGAAUUCGUGCUCGCGGCGCGGUUACGGUCCCUUAAGGUUCCCAGCUGCCGGAACUGCGCGCAGAUGUUCGACUUGUUUUACAACUUCAAGAAGAGCUGCCUGCUGGCGCUGUCCAAAAAGGAGGAACUGCAACAGGCACUGGUGCAAAAGAGUGCCGACGGCAGGUAUGCGGAAAUGGUGAAGGUUCGGAAGGUGCCGAGGGCAAAGAAGAUUAUCACAUGUUCCGUUUGUACGAGGGAAUUUACGGACGAGGACGAGCACCGCUAUCACAUCAAUCAGCACUUUGGGGUCAAACCGUUCAAAUGUAAGGUCGCAGGAUGCAAACAAUCGUUCCCAAACCCAAAAGACUGCUUCGUGCACGAAGCAAUGUGCUCGGUAGUGCCGCCACCUUCCAGGGAGUGCGAAGUCUGUGCGUUCCGAUUCGCAACGGAGGCGGAGCUCGAGGCGCACAAGAUCACGCACAGUGAGCCCAACUUCCAGUGUGGCCGAUGUGGAGAAGCGUUCUUUUAUGCACUUGACUGCGAAAACCACGAGAGAGACUGUCGCAUCCAGGCGGCAGAUCCCCUACAAAAUAUCAAGUUGGAAGACUCCCUAGAAGAUCUGGAUGAAGAGUCAUCGAACAAUACUUCCGAUGGCUCCAGAAACACCGAACACAUCCCCGUCGUCGAGAAGUUCGAACAACCACCCGUAGAUAGGCUCUGUAAGCGCUGCGGCGAAACGUUCCCGCUUGCCAACCGCACCUUCCACAAGCACCAGAGGAAAUGUAGACCCAGCAAUCACAAGACCUAUCCGUGUACGCUCUGCGAAAAGACGUUCACCAAGAAGAUGACGCUCGAAACGCACCUCAACAAGCACGCAGGAGUUCAGUCGUUCAAGUGCCGUAAACCCGGCUGUGACAAAACCUUCUUCGGAUAUCCGGCGCGGUACUCGCACGAAGAAUCCUGCGGCAGCAAGGGCUUCGUGUGUGACAUGUGUGGCGAAACGUUAACGUCGCCGGCCUCGCUACGCAUCCACCGGGCCAGGCACGACGAGCCGCAGAUUCCGUGCGAGCUGUGCGAUAAGAUGUUCAAGACCAAGUCCGCCCUGCAGAAGCACAUGACGACCCACUCGGAGGAGCGCAAAUUCGAGUGCGAAACGUGUGGGAAAAGGUUUAAGUCGGCCGAAGCAAAUCGGGUUCACCAGCGGAUUCACACCCAGGAGAAGCCGUAUGCGUGUCCGGAGUGUGACAAGCGGUUCACGUACAACUGUUCGCUGAAGGCGCACCUGGAGAAGAAGGCGUGCUUGGUGCAUUGAGAAGAGAUUCGCGAUUUUUAUCCAACCUCAUAUUUUCGUAUUUUUCGAAAAAUUCUCUUAACCACAAUUUAAAAACUGCGAUAUCUCUGGAGCACAAAUUGUAGAAACAAAUUCCAAGAUUCCAGCCCUGAAUAAACCUGAA